AUGACACUAACAACUGCGCUCACCCUCGCCUCAGUCCUGCAUACAAUAUGCAUCACGGCCCAGAACCUCUCCUACGGCGCCAACAACUUCUACCGCAGUAACCUGGUGUCUCUCCAGCCCGUCACCUUCCCAAGCGCAUACCAAACCACCAUCGCGGGCAACCUCUUCAUCCCCAAAAACCUCACAUCCACCCCAGCCCCAGCCAUUAUCGUCGGCCACCCCAUGGGCGCCGUGAAAGAGCAAAGCGCGAACCUCUACGCCACCAAAAUGGCCGAACAAGGCUUCAUCACGCUCUCCAUCGACCUCCCGUUCUGGGGUGGCAGCACCGGCGAACCUCGCAACGCCGUUUCCCCAGACCUCUACACCGAGGCUUUCAGCGCCGCGGUCGACUAUCUCGGCAGCAGCACCACCACAAUCACAACCAUCCCCCAGGUUCCCUCCGCCUCGAUCAACCGCAACCGCAUCGGGGCCAUCGGCAUCUGCGGCAGCGGAGGCUUCGUCCUCAGCGCCGCCAAGAUCGACCCGCGCAUCAAAGCCAUCGUCACAGCCAGCAUGUACGACAUGGGCGGCGUGAACCGUCACGGCCUGAACCACUCGCAGGGCCUCACCCAGCGACAAGCCGCCAUCGCGGAAGCGGCCCUGCAGCGCUGGCCUGAGUAUCAGCAUACCGGUCCCGUCGAGUACACGAGUGGAACGCCGAAUGUGCUCACGCCCAACACUUCCGCUGUGGGGCGCGAGUUCUAUGAUUUCUACCGCACAGUGCGUGGGGAGGUCACGCCACCUGGUUCGACGCCGGAAUUGACGACUCACCCGACCCUGACGAGUAAUUUGAAGUUUAUGAAUUUCUACCCCUUGGAGGAUUUGGAUGUUAUUGCGCCUAGGCCGGUGUUGUUUAUCUCCGGGGAUCAGGCGCAUUCGAGGGAAUUUAGUGAGGAUGCGUUCGCUAGGGCUGGGGAGCCGAAGGAGUUGUUGUGGGUUCCUGGGGCCGGACAUGUGGACCUUUAUGACCGGGUGGAUUUGAUCCCGUUUGACAGGAUCACAGGGUUUUUCAAGAGGAAUUUGUAG
Aspergillus udagawae is the source of this 1065-nucleotide messenger RNA. Its product is annotated as alpha/beta hydrolase. NCBI's taxonomy places the organism in Eukaryota, Fungi, Ascomycota, Eurotiomycetes, Eurotiales, Aspergillaceae. The coding region runs from base 1 to 1065 and encodes 354 amino acids. The record is from RefSeq and is a predicted model, not a curated record. The transcript has a single exon. Gene Ontology annotation, molecular function: hydrolase activity.